Castor canadensis (American beaver) is the source of this 2226-nucleotide messenger RNA. RefSeq names its product THO complex subunit 5 (gene Thoc5). Lineage: Eukaryota; Metazoa; Chordata; Mammalia; Rodentia; Castoridae. Gene Ontology annotation, biological process: mRNA export from nucleus. Gene Ontology annotation, molecular function: mRNA binding. Gene Ontology annotation, cellular component: THO complex part of transcription export complex. The record is from RefSeq and is a predicted model, not a curated record.
CUGCCGGAAGCAGCUCGCUGGGUGCCCCGGGACAGUGUGCGGAGCUUGUGGAACAACCAUGUCAUCAGAAUCCAGCAAAAAACGGAAACCCAAAGUUGUCCGAAGUGAUGGGACUCCAACUGAAGGAAAGAGAACUCGAGCUGACACUGAGCAGGAAGGUAGAUACUACAGCGAGGAGGCUGAGGUAGACCUCCGGGACCCAGGCCGAGAUUACGAGCUGUACAAGUACACAUGCCAGGAACUUCAGAGGCUGAUGGCUGAGAUCCAGGACCUGAAGAGCAGGGGUGGCAAGGAUGCGGCAGUGGAAAUUGAAGAACGGAGAAUCCAGAGCUGUGUGCACUUUAUGACUCUAAAGAAACUUAACCGAUUAGCCCACAUCAGGCUGAAGAAAGGAAGAGAUCAGACCCACGAGGCUAAGCAGAAAGUAGACGCCUAUCACCUGCAGCUACAGAACCUGCUGUAUGAGGUGAUGCACCUGCAGAAGGAGAUCACCAAAUGCCUAGAGUUUAAGUCAAAGCAUGAAGAAAUUGAUCUGGUCAGUUUAGAGGAGUUUUAUAAGGAGGCCCCAUCAGACAUCAGCAAGGCUGAAGUCACAAUGGGAGACCCCCACCAGCAGACCCUGGCACGUCUGGACUGGGAGCUGGAGCAGCGGAAAAGGCUGGCAGAGAAGUACCGAGAGUGUCUGUCCAAUAAGGAGAAGAUCCUGAAGGAGAUUGAGGUGAAGAAGGAGUACCUGAGCAGCCUCCAGCCUCGCCUCAACAGCAUCAUGCAGGCUUCCCUCCCAGUGCAGGAGUACCUGUUCAUGCCUUUUGACCAGGCUCACAAGCAGUACGAGACGGCCAGACACCUGCCACCGCCCCUCUAUGUGCUCUUUGUCCAGGCCACUGCUUAUGGGCAGGCCUGUGCUCAUAUGAAAUCCUCCUCCCAGCCCCCUAGACAGGAUAAGACAUUGUCUGUGGCAAUCGAAGGCAGUGUGGAUGAAGCCAAGGCUCUGUUCAAGCCCCCUGAGGACUCCCAAGAUGACGAGAGCGACUCGGAUGCUGAGGAAGAGCAGACCACGAAGCGACGGCGACCCACACUGGGAGUUCAGCUGGAUGACAAACGCAAGGAGAUGCUGAAGAGGCACCCGCUGUCCGUCAUGCUGGACCUGAAGUGCAAAGACGACAGUGUGCUUCACCUGACUUUCUACUACCUCAUGAACCUCAACGUCAUGACAGUGAAAGCCAAAGUGACGACUGCCAUGGAGCUGAUCACCCCCAUCAGUGCAGGGGAUUUGCUGUCCCCUGACUCAGUCCUCAGUUGUUUGUAUCCUGGAGACCAUGGAAAGAAAACUCCGAAUCCAGCCAAUCAGUAUCAGUUCGAUAAAGUUGGCAUCCUGACUUUGAGAGACUAUGUACUUGACCUAGGUCACCCCUAUUUGUGGGUACAGAAGCUGGGUGGCCUCCACUUCCCCAAAGAGCAGCCCCAGUACACGGUGAUUGCCGACCACUCCCAGAGCGCCAGCCACAUGGAGACCACCAUGACACUGCUGAAGACCAGAGUGCAAUCCCGUCUGGCUCUCCAUAAACAGUUUGCAUCUCUGGAACAUGGCAUUGUGCCAGUUACCAGUGAUUGCCAGUACUUGUUUCCUGCCAAGGUUGUCUCUCGCCUGGUAAAGUGGGUGACCAUGGCCCAUGAGGAUUACAUGGAGCUGCACUUCACCAAGGACGUUGUGGAGGCCGGACUAGCGGGGGACACUAAUCUCUACUACAUGGCACUUGUUGAAAGGGGCACAGCCAAACUCCAGGCCGCCGUGGUGUUAAACCCUGGCUACUCCUCCAUCCCACCCAUUUUCCAGCUCUGUCUGAACUGGAAAGGAGAGAAAACCAACAGCAAUGAUGACAACAUUCGGGCCAUGGAGAGUGAGGUCAAUGUGUGCUACAAGGAGCUGUGUGGCCCCAGGCCCAGCUACCAGCUCUUGACCAACCAGCUGCAGAGGCUGUGUGUGCUGCUUGACGUCUACCUGGAGACCGAGAGCCAUGACGACAGCGUGGAGGGACCCAAAGAAUUUCCUCAGGAGAAGAUGUGUCUGCGACUCUUCAGGGGUCCAAACAGGAUGAAACCAUUUAAAUAUAACCAUCCUCAGGGAUUCUUUAGCCAUCGCUGACCUCCCUCUCAGCCUGUUGUUCCCCCAGGGCUCUGGCCCUUGAUAUUUUCUAAAGAUACUAGCAGAUUAAAGUGUCGCCU